Messenger RNA from Tinamus guttatus (white-throated tinamou), 1108 nucleotides. It is a transcript of the gene RFC3, whose product is annotated as replication factor C subunit 3. Gene Ontology annotation, biological process: DNA repair; DNA-templated DNA replication. Gene Ontology annotation, cellular component: DNA replication factor C complex; nucleus. Gene Ontology annotation, molecular function: DNA binding; DNA clamp loader activity; ATP hydrolysis activity. The record is from RefSeq and is a predicted model, not a curated record. Lineage: Eukaryota; Metazoa; Chordata; Aves; Tinamiformes; Tinamidae.
CAUGAGCCUCUGGGCGGACAAGCACCGGCCCAGCGCCCUCGGGCGCCUCGACUACCACCGCGAGCAGGCGGCGCAGCUCCGCAACCUGGUUCAGUGCGGGGACUUCCCUCAUCUCCUGGUGUAUGGACCGUCAGGAGCUGGAAAGAAGACUAGAAUAAUGUGUUUGCUAAGGGAGUUAUAUGGUGCAGGUGUGGAAAAGCUGAGGAUUGAACAUCAGAGUAUAACGGCACCUUCCAAAAAGAAAAUUGAAAUUAGCACCAUUGCAAGUAACUACCACCUUGAAGUAAACCCAAGUGAUGCAGGAAACAAUGAUCGUGUAGUAAUCCAGGAGCUCUUGAAGACAGUAGCACAAUCCCAACAGCUUGAGACAAGUACCCAAAGAGACUUUAAAGUGGUGCUGUUAACAGAAGUUGACAAACUUACUAAAGAUGCUCAGCAUGCUUUGCGAAGAACCAUGGAAAAGUACAUGGCCACCUGCAGGCUGAUCCUGUGCUGCAAUUCCAUGUCAAAAGUUAUUGCACCUAUUCAAAGCAGAUGCCUGGCCAUCCGCGUGCCUGCUCCCAGCAUAGAAGAUAUCUGCCAUGUACUGUCCAGUGUAUGUAAGAAGGAAGGCCUGACUCUGCCUCAGGAGCUGGCUCAGAGGCUUGCAGAGAAAUCUGGCAGGAAUCUUCGGAAAGCAUUGCUUAUGUGCGAGUCCUGCAGAGUACAGCAGUAUCCUUUCACUCCUGAUCAAGAUAUUCCUGAGAUGGACUGGGAGGUCUAUUUGAGAGAAACUGCAAAUGCUAUUGUCAGUCAACAGACGCCACAGAGGCUUUUAGAGAUUCGUGGACGGCUGUAUGAACUCCUAACACAUUGCAUUCCUCCUGAGUUCAUAAUGAAGGGACUGUUGUCAGAACUUCUAAAUAAUUGUGAUGGACAAUUAAAAGGAGAAGUUGCACAGAUGGCAGCCUUCUAUGAACACCGUCUGCAAUUGGGCAGCAAAGCCAUUUAUCAUUUGGAAGCGUUUGUGGCAAAGUUUAUGGCAAUUUACAAGAAGUUUAUGGAGGAUGGGCUGGAAGACAUGAUGUUCUAGCAUUGCUACCCACAGUUGUAUUUAGUAAGCUGUGCC